This is a messenger RNA of Opisthorchis viverrini, 642 nucleotides long. RefSeq lists its product as hypothetical. The record is from RefSeq and is a predicted model, not a curated record. NCBI's taxonomy places the organism in Eukaryota, Metazoa, Platyhelminthes, Trematoda, Opisthorchiida, Opisthorchiidae. Bases 1 to 642 code for a protein of 213 amino acids. The transcript is spliced from 5 exons.
AUGAUUCUGCUGCACCUCACAUCUGCGUCGUUUAAACUGCUUCUGCAAGAGUGGGUGGGAUCAAACCCAAACCUCAUGCUUGCAGACAAUGAUGAGAAAAACGGCGGUGAUAAAGCAGAAUAUGGUAGUGAUGAUGAUGGUGAUGAUGACGACGGCGGUGAUGAGCACCCCCUACGUAAGGGCUUCACAGAUACGUCAAGUUACCCGAAUAUUAGCUAUGCAUUUCUGAUUCUGAAGUUUGAUUCUGCUUCCGUCCGGGUAACUCAUCGGAAAAAAGUGUGCCGGCGACAAAGAAACAUUCUGAAGAUGAUUGACCAAUCGUACGACGCUGUAGACAGUUGUGAAUGCUCCACCGGCGAGAUGAAAAUUAUUGUGCUCAGUACACAAGAUCCUACUAAUGGCAUUCUACAGCUCGAACAAGUUCAGAGGCUGUUUUCACAUCUAUCAAUAAAGUUCCGAAAAACCGGGAGGCUUAUACGACGUUUCCUCUUCUCAGUUUUUGGAGUGGCAGAACUGGAUUCUGUGGGACUUGUUGGAGGACUAACAGCAGAAGGUUCUGAGAAAGAUGCCGUAAGCCAACGGGAAUACGGGGCAGAAUUUGAAGAUUCAGAACUUAAACCUAUGGACGAUUCUUCGGAAUGA